Belonocnema kinseyi is the source of this 1621-nucleotide messenger RNA. RefSeq names its product homeotic protein labial-like. Gene Ontology annotation, cellular component: nucleus. The coding region runs from base 1 to 1332 and encodes 443 amino acids. Gene Ontology annotation, molecular function: RNA polymerase II cis-regulatory region sequence-specific DNA binding; DNA-binding transcription factor activity, RNA polymerase II-specific. The transcript has 2 exons. Lineage: Eukaryota; Metazoa; Arthropoda; Insecta; Hymenoptera; Cynipidae. Gene Ontology annotation, biological process: regulation of transcription by RNA polymerase II. The record is from RefSeq and is a predicted model, not a curated record.
AUGAUGAUGAUGGACAUGGGCAUGUACGGAACCUACGGCAAGUCUGACUCCUAUCCCAAUUACGGUUUCGCAAGUCAAGUUAGCCAAACCACUGGACACGUGUCAGUCUCCUCGUCCCCAGAGCUGGCACCGACCCACUACUAUCCCCAGUCAGCGAUUGCUCCAUACUCCUCAGCAUCUUCCGAUGCUUUUUUAGCUUCGGAUUCUGGAGCCUCGAGCACCCCUCCACAGAGUUUUUACUCUCCGACUGGAGCCGUUUUACAUGAAGAUGGAACUGCUAUCAUAUCUUCGGAAAACGGACUCAGCUACACGAAUUUGGACUAUGCUUCAUCUUCCUCCUACCCGGCGCAGCAUGCAAACUGUCAUCCUGCUGAUCCCCAUCCCAGUUACCAUGUGCAACCUUCUGGGUACCGGGAAGACCAUCGGCAUCAUGGACCUACAAUUCAUCCUGGAUCGGUAGUGUCCCAUGCGAGGGCUGAUCAUGAACAAAUUCACCAUCAGCAAUCUAGUCAUCACCAUGAGCCAGAUUAUCAGAUCUCGCUUGCAUCGUCGAAUUAUCUGCAUCAGAUUCCUGCGGAUGAAUCGUUGCAUUAUGGGCAGCCAGGGAUUAGGCAGACGGAGUAUGCUCCUCAUCCGACGGGACAUUACAAGGAGGAAAGCCCUGAUCCCUCUGGGUAUCAUACCCUGCAACAGAGUGGACAUAGUCUUCAUGGACAUGCUCAUCCACAUCAUCAUCAACAGAAUCCACAUCAUUCGCAGCAACAGCAUCAAUCUCAAGUGCCGACGUAUAAGUGGAUGCAGGUCAAGAGGAAUGUUCCGAAGCCAGUUGCGUCAAAAACCAAUCCGAAUGGAUCAGAAUAUAUUGGUGGUCCAAUUGGUGCUUCUGGAACGUCGGUCUUCGCACCGUCGGUAAAUACAGGUCCAGUAACCUGCCUUACCGGCGGGACUUUAGCCGGACUUUCCAACAGUUUCAACAAUACCGGCCGGACAAAUUUUACGAAUAAGCAGCUCACCGAGCUCGAAAAAGAAUUCCACUUCAAUAAGUACCUGACAAGAGCAAGGCGAAUAGAAAUUGCUUCAGCGCUUCAGCUCAACGAGACACAAGUGAAAAUUUGGUUUCAAAACCGAAGAAUGAAGCAAAAAAAGAGGAUGAAGGAAGGACUAAUACCGGCUGAUGGUGCCGCCCCAAACUCAACAAGUCAACUAGGUGGCGCCAGAAGUAAUAGCAAUUCUCCCACGGGGUCUUCAAAUAUGGAAGUUGGGGGUCUUGCCUUACACAAUUUUACGAGCGAUAACAGCCGAGAAUCGCCUCCAAUGACGACAAAGGAAUGACAUUAUCAUUAAGCGAGAGAGUGGCAUAUAUUUUGUAAUGAGAUCAUGGAUCACGAAAUCGUUCUUGUAAACCAAAAAUUGUAGAAUGGUACCGAAGCAGGCGCAAAGUAAGCUUUUCCACCCUUACACUGAAGAAUCGAGCGGAAAAGGCUACUUUCCGCCCGCAUCGUCUCUGAGCGGAAAAAACUCAUUUUAUACAUACUUUACAUACACGAAAAAGACAUACUUUCGGUGCAAGUUGAACCAGGCCUGAGAUUGUCUAAAAAUAAGUAUUUUUUUAUGAUAAAAU